AUAUUAAAACAAACAUAUUUGAAGGAGAAUCUGGAGAGUCUGACUGUUUCUGCGGUCGGUAUGCCAUGACAGGACGAUGUGAAAUGAACGCCAACAUCCGGGAAAUUAUCUGCCCUUACACCUGCUCCCUCAGAGCCAACAUAACCUGCGGCGAUCCGAAUCUUCUCUACCCUCACGCAGUAGCUACCCGUCAGACGCCCCACUGGAUGGACACCAUGUCCUUCAAAUGCGAGCCAGGCUAUAUGAACAUGGGCAGCUAUGGAUGGGUGGGCUGUACCAUCAAGGGAACGUUUCUUUCGCGAUUUAGUGUCAAUGUGCCUCACUGUGUUCCGGAAAAGGAAUAUGGUCUCUUCCGAUACGCUCCACAGGCAAUCCGUCUGGAGAUCAUGGAGUCUUUCCUUGCGGAAUCAGACAUCGAUUGCGCUAUUGCAUGCAGAGAGUCGUCAUCGUGUACCCACUUCAUCUUUGAGAGCAACACGUGUGACAUAUGCAAGCUUCCUAAAUGGAGAAACGGAGGAAACAACAUGUACGGAAGGAAACUCUGGCAGAAAGUGUUACCAACAAAGUAUUCUCUUAACUUUCAAACCCCCUAAGGUGUAUACACUAAUAUACCAUCAGGGACAAGCAACGUAAAUUUUCAUUCACUGUCUGAUGUCCCGUGUCCUAUGUUGGAGUUUGUUUUCAGUGAUCGACAGGAAACACUCUCGUGAUUCUCAUACAAUAUUAGGACAGUCUUUUACUGAAACCCAUUAGAUGUCUACCACGACAAAAAGGAAACAAGUUCAUUUUCAGGACGAGUGUGGAAUUAUUUAUACCCACAUUUGAAGACAAUUUCGUUUUUGCUACAACUGACUCAUCAAAGCCCUUUUGCGCAUGGAUAGCUUUUUUGCACAUAAGCAUUGCUACAUUAGUCCUCUUUACUAAUUGAGAAUGCAGCUUUGUGUCAAGUAUUACUGGUUCUACUUUGAGGAUAUGAGACUGAUUAGUGCAUAUACUGAACACAACAAAUACAAAGUCACGAGUUUCCUUCCUUCUGAAGUGUGUUAUGCAAUAGGGAGCGGCACUCACACUUCACUGCUUCAUUGGGAUGAACAGACAACAAACAAGCUGAAUGACAUUCAGCCAAUAAUCAAUAAUACCAAUAUCAAUAUCCCGUGCCGUAGAAAUGAUGUUGUUACGUUGGUGGCGAGUAGGGCAUUUCCACGUGACACAUGCUUUUCUUAAUAAAAGGGAAGAUGUUCUUAUGUGCAUUCCUUGCCAAUGUCGGGUAACUGUGAAACUAAUUUUAUGAGGAUGUGAGGAUACAGUUUUAAUGUGUAUUUUAAUUUGAAAGCCCUUAUUACUUAAGUCCAUAAAUAAAAGAUUAUAUAAUUUAAAAAAAAGGAAUACCGUUUUAAGACAAGAUAUAGAUUUUAAUCUCUUUUUGUGAGUUUUAUUCUUUUCUCUGUGAUAUACACUUUUUUAUAUUCUUAAAAUGCAAAUUUUAGAACUUAUUUAUUGGAAUUAUGUGUAGUAUCAUUUCUUGUUAUUGUUUCUAUGUCUCCUGUAGUUCCAUCUCGUAGAAAGAAAAACCUACAAAAGUGA
This is a messenger RNA of Haliotis rubra (blacklip abalone), 1584 nucleotides long. RefSeq lists its product as uncharacterized. Lineage: Eukaryota; Metazoa; Mollusca; Gastropoda; Lepetellida; Haliotidae. The coding region runs from base 66 to 593 and encodes 175 amino acids. The record is from RefSeq and is a predicted model, not a curated record. The transcript is spliced from 3 exons.